Molecule: messenger RNA, 603 nt
Organism: Cryptomeria japonica (Japanese cedar)
Lineage: Eukaryota; Viridiplantae; Streptophyta; Pinopsida; Cupressales; Cupressaceae
Exons: 1
Coding region: 1-603 (200 amino acids)
Biological process (GO): base-excision repair
Cellular component (GO): nucleus
Molecular function (GO): DNA binding; phosphoric diester hydrolase activity; DNA-(apurinic or apyrimidinic site) endonuclease activity
Source: RefSeq, a predicted model, not a curated record
AUGAAAAUCAUAACCUGGAAUGUCAAGGGCUGUAAUGCCCUUGAUAAAUGUCGAUUGAUCAAACGAGGGUUGGAUCAAUUACGGCCAGAUGUAGUUCUUUUACAAGAAACAAAGAUGGAUAAAGUGGAAGCAAAGACUCUUAUGGGAACUUGGAAGCAGUGGUCGGGGGUCUUUGUGGAUUCGGAGGGCACAUCGGGAGGGCUGGGUAUCCUUUGGAAUUCAAAUAUUCAAAAGGUGGAGGAAGUUAUGGUCUCCAAUAUGUGGCAGGUAUGUAAGUUCCACUCUUAUCCUCUAAAUGUUGACUUCACAAUAAUCAAUGUUUAUGGACCGUCAAAAUCUACGCUGCAAAUUUUUUUUUGGAGAACCCAGUCCUCCCUCAUUUGGGAUCUGGAGGGGGAUCUUCUGAUCAUCGAGGAUGACUUCAAUGCUAUUUUGGAACUGAGUGAUAAACUGGGGGGCAAGGGUGAAAUUCCUGCGAACCUAGCACAUUUUCAAAAUUUUGUGACAGAAAAUGGUCUCAGGGAAAUCAAGUCCAAGGAAGGCCAGUAUACAUGGUCAAAUCAAAGGAUCUCAGGACAACAUGUUUCAGAGAAGCUGGACUGA